UUGCAGUUGUAAUCACUUUAAUUGGAUCCAAUUGGAGUGUUUCCAACACCAUGAGGGUGGGGUGAUUGCUUCCGCAAUAACGUUGCUCUUGCGGUGUAAUACAACGGAUUGUUAAUAAGCAUUAAGCCAUUCCAGUUUUUAUCUAUCACACCUGACAGACGUUCCCCAACUACAGGACCUGUAUUAAAAAAACAUCACUGAGACAUCUGUAACUAGCAUCAUGGCUUCAGGAUCUCAAGAGCCAUCUCUGAUUCUACGUGAUUUAAUCAAGAAGAGUAAAUUAAUCAGUGAAGGUCCUCCUGCACGAUAUCGUCUCCUCACUACCAGAAGUAAUCUUGAAAAAGACGGAUCAGUGAGAAAAUGGACAUUUGGACAGCGAGAUAUCAACAUGCAAAACAAAAUUCUACUGAUGGUAGGAGAAACUGGAACAGGCAAAACUGCUCUUAUCAAUGCCAUGGUGAAUUAUAUACUCGGGGUAAAGUUUACACAUGAAGUGUGGUUUGAAAUUACAGAAGAGGGAGGAGAUCAUGACAAGGCAGAUCAGUCAAAGAGUCAAACAACUGAAGUCACAGUGUAUGAAGUCUUUGCUCAAGACAACCCAAUCUGUCUCACCGUCAUUGACACUCCAGGUUAUGGAGACACCAGAGGAACAGAUCUGGAUAAACAGAUUGCAGAAAAUCUGUUCAAACUGUUUCACAGUGAUUCUGGAGUGAAAGAAAUUGAUGCAGUGUGUCUGGUAGUGAAGGCAUCUGUGAAUCGACUCUCUGACAGACAGGAAUACAUCUUUGAUGCAGUUUUGUCUUUAUUUGAUAAAGACAUAAAGGACAAUAUUGUCAUUAUGUUCACUCACUCAGAUGGAAUUCCUCCAGAAGAUGCUCUUAAUGCCAUCAAGAAAGCUAAGAUUUCCUGCAGGAAAGAUGAAGAAAAUGAACCUGAGCAUUUCUUAUUCAACAAUCAUCAAACUAAAAAAAAGAGCCCAAAGUACAUAAAAGCUUUUCAGGCAGCUUGGGAACUAACAGCAGAGAGCUUAAAUCAUUUCUUUCUCUCACUUAAAGAACAGAACAGAAAAAGCUUACAGCAGACUGAAAGUGUUCUGUCUGAGUCCAAAAGACUUGAAAUCUGUAUUUCUAAUCUACAAAGCCGUAUUGAGUUUGUAGAGUGCAAGAGAAAAGAACUGCUUCAGAUUCAGAAAGCGCUUGAGGAAAACCGAGAAAAUAUAAAGAGAAAUGAAAACUUUCCUUUUACAGUCACUGAACAUUACAAAGAAAAAGUGCCAAUUCAAAAUGCUUCAUGGAAGGAUGGAAUGGCCACCACUUGUUCUGUCUGUCAAGAGAACUGUCAUGAGAAAGGCUGCUGGUUGAGCCCCAAUGCUGGAUGGUGUGACGUCAUGAAAAAUGACCACUGCACAUCAUGUACUGGUAAAUGUCACUACACAAAACAUGUCAGAGAGAACAAGAAAUAUCGUCGACGGAGCAGAGAGAUCAUAGUGACAUUUGACAAUCUCAAAAUACAAUAUGAAAGCAGCAAUAAAUCAGCAUCAGAUAUCCAGUUUAAUACUGAGACAUUUCAAUAUGUCAAAAAAGAGUUUGAAAGCAACAAGAAACAGGAAGCGGAGAAGACGAGUGUAGAGACUAGACUGAAAUAUGAACUGAUCAAGAAUGAAAAGCACAAAUCUGAGCUGGUAGAAGAAGCCUACAGUGCCUUCAAGAAACUGUGUAAGAUUGCUUUAAAGCCAGAUUCUGCUUUCAUUCUUCAGUGUCUUGACUUCUUUAUCCCUCGAACUGAAGAAACUGGAAAACCUGUUCUUGCUCAGAAACUAAGAGAGAUGAGAAAAAUUCAACCUGAAUCACAGGAAAGAGUUCAUGCUGCAAUAGACUACGCAGGAGCAAGGAGCAAGAAAAUGAAAAAUGUUACUGAUAAAAGUUAAUUUCAAACUGAUUUUCAAAUGUCGAUGUUUAAAAGGUAAUGUGAUUACUAUCUAGCAUUUCAUAUAUAUAUAUAUUGAAUAUAUUGAUAAAAUGCACUUUAUUUAUUUAGUAAUAUUUUGUCCAAGAUGUCCAUUUUAAAUAUUGCUUAAAAAACUUUACUUAUUUUUAAUUAUUGCUGAAUCCUAUUUCAUAUAA
Messenger RNA from Silurus meridionalis, 2123 nucleotides. RefSeq lists its product as uncharacterized. The coding region runs from base 221 to 1927 and encodes 568 amino acids. Gene Ontology annotation, molecular function: GTP binding. Lineage: Eukaryota; Metazoa; Chordata; Actinopteri; Siluriformes; Siluridae. The transcript is spliced from 4 exons. The record is from RefSeq and is a predicted model, not a curated record.